AUGCCUCGGGGUCACAAGAGUAAACAACGCCGCCAGGCCCAAAGAAUGACUCAGGGUCUCCAGGGUGCUCAGGCCACUGCAGCAGCAGAAGAGGAAUCCACUCCCUCCUCUCCUCAGUGUGAAGGUAAUACCCAGAGUGUGUCUGUUGUUGGGACAUGUAGCACUUCCCGGGGGCCUCAAAGCACACUAACAACCACCUUUACUUCUGCAGGCAUUUCUUGCCCUGGAUCUGUUGAAGCUUCCCAUUUCCAAGAUAAUAGGGUAGGUGCCUCUGAGGCCCAACCCUCCACUGAGAGCUCAGGGGCAAAUGAUUUAUCCAGUGUGGCUCUGUUUUUGGAGCGGUUCCUUCUGUUCAAGUAUAAAAUGAAACAGCCCAUUAUGAAGGAAGACAUGUUGAAGGUCGUUGGUGAAUGUUACGAAGAUAAAUUUCCUGAGAUCCUGAAGAGAGCCUCUGCGCGCAUUGAGGCCAUCUUUGCGUUAGAUGUGAAGGAAGUCGACUCAAGCAACCACUUAUAUGACCUCGUCAGCCAAUUGAAACUCCCCAAUAAUGGGAGGGUACGUGCUGGCAGGGGGUUCCCCAAGACCGGUCUCCUGAUGAAUAUCCUGGGCCUGAUCUUCAUGAAGGGCAACUGUGCUGCUGAAGAAGACAUCUGGAAAUUCCUGAAUCUGAUGCGCAUAUAUGCUGGGAGGAAGCACUGCAUCUACGGGGAGCCCAGGAAGCUCAUCACCAAGGAUUUGGUGAGGCUGCAGUACCUGGAGUACCGCCAGGUGGCCGGCAGUGAUCCUCCACGCUAUGAGUUCCUGUGGGGCCCAAAAGCUCACGCUGAAACAAGCAAGAUGAAAAUCCUAGAGUUUUUGGCGAAGGUCAGUGAUACCGUCCCCAGUGCUUUCUCAUCCCAUUAUGAAGAGGCUUUGCAAGAAGAAGAAGAGAAAGCACACGCUGUUAGAUGCAAGCUGGGCUCCCACUACUUGUUAAGUCAUACCUUCCAGGGCCAUGGUUAG
This is a messenger RNA of Rhinolophus ferrumequinum (greater horseshoe bat), 1002 nucleotides long. Its product is annotated as melanoma-associated antigen B5-like. The transcript has a single exon. Gene Ontology annotation, biological process: negative regulation of transcription by RNA polymerase II. NCBI's taxonomy places the organism in Eukaryota, Metazoa, Chordata, Mammalia, Chiroptera, Rhinolophidae. The coding region runs from base 1 to 1002 and encodes 333 amino acids. Gene Ontology annotation, cellular component: nucleus. The record is from RefSeq and is a predicted model, not a curated record.